GAGGAGUCUCCACGUGCGAUACUUCUAGAAGCUGCCAGACUUUCAGCUUCCACAGAUAAGAAGCGGCAGGUCUGAGACAGAGACAGUUUCAGACACAGACCAGACCUCAGAGGAAGAUCCAGAGAGAACGGAGGAAACUAACCCUCUUCACAGAACAUUCAACUCUAACUGUGACUAUCUUUAGUAAAAAUGUCUUCAGCCAAAGGUGUAGCGAUCGGCAUCGACCUGGGCACCACCUACUCCUGUGUGGGGGUUUUCCAGCAUGGAAAAGUAGAAAUCAUCGCCAACGACCAGGGCAACAGGACCACCCCCAGCUAUGUGGCGUUCACUGACACAGAGAGGCUCAUUGGGGAUGCAGCUAAGAACCAGGCGGCUCUGAACCCCAGUAACACCGUGUUUGAUGCCAAGAGACUGAUUGGAAGAAAGAUGGAUGAUCCAGUGGUGCAGGCUGACAUGAAGCACUGGCCCUUCAAUGUGAUCGGAGAUGGAGGAAAGCCCAAAAUCCAGGUGGAGUACAAAGGGGAGGACAAAGCCUUCUACCCUGAGGAGAUUUCCUCCAUGGUCCUGGUGAAGAUGAAGGAGAUCGCUGAGGCCUACCUCGGCCAAAAGGUGUCCAACGCAGUCAUCACAGUCCCCGCCUACUUCAACGACUCCCAGAGGCAGGCCACUAAAGACGCAGGCGUCAUCGCAGGACUGAAUGUCCUGAGGAUCAUCAACGAGCCCACGGCAGCCGCCAUCGCCUACGGUCUGGACAAAAGCAAGUCAGGAGAACGUAACGUCCUGAUCUUUGACCUGGGCGGAGGCACCUUCGACGUGUCCAUCCUGACCAUCGAAGACGGCAUCUUUGAGGUGAAAUCCACAGCUGGAGACACUCACCUGGGUGGAGAGGACUUUGACAACCGCAUGGUCAACCACUUUGUGGAGGAGUUCAAGAGGAAACACAAGAAGGACAUCAGCCAGAACAAGAGAGCCUUGAGGAGGCUGCGCACGGCCUGCGAGAGGGCCAAGAGAACCCUGUCGUCCAGCUCCCAGGCCAGCAUCGAGAUCGAUUCUCUGUUUGAGGGCACGGACUUCUACACCUCCGUCACCAGGGCUCGCUUUGAGGAGCUGUGCUCCGACCUGUUCAGGGGAACCUUAGAGCCGGUGGAGAAAGCUCUGAGAGACGCCAAAAUGGACAAGGCCCAGAUCCACGAAAUCGUCCUGGUGGGAGGCUCCACCCGAAUCCCCAAAGUCCAGAAACUGCUGCAGGAUUUCUUCAAUGGCAGAGAGCUGAACAAGAGCAUCAACCCAGACGAGGCGGUGGCGUACGGUGCUGCCGUCCAGGCCGCCAUCCUCACAGGUGAUACCUCUGGGAACGUUCAGGACGUGCUGCUGCUGGACGUAGCUCCUCUGUCUCUGGGUAUUGAGACAGCCGGAGGAGUCAUGACAGCCCUGAUCAAACGCAACACCACCAUCCCCACCAAACAAACCCAGGUGUUCAGCACCUACUCUGACAACCAGCCCGGGGUCCUCAUCCAGGUCUACGAAGGGGAAAGAGCCAUGACCAAGGACAACAACCUGUUGGGCAGGUUUGAGCUGACAGGACUCCCACCUGCUCCCCGAGGGGUCCCACAGAUCGAGGUCACCUUUGACGUGGACGCCAACGGCAUCUUGAACGUGUCCGCGGUGGACAAAAGCACCGGCAAAGAGAACAAGAUCACCAUCACCAACGAUAAGGGCCGACUGAGCAAAGAAGAGAUCGAGAGGAUGGUGCAGGAUGCAGACAAAUACAAAGCUGAGGACGACCAGCAGAGGGACAAGAUCUCUGCCAGGAACUCCCUGGAGUCGUACGCCUUCAACAUGAAGAGCAGUGUGCAGGAUGAGAACCUGAAGGGCAAGAUCAGUGAGGAGGACCAGAAGAAGGUGAUCCAGAAGUGUGAUGAGACCGUGGCCUGGCUGGAGAACAACCUGCUGGCUGAGAAAGAGGAGUACCAACACCAGCAGACAGAGCUGGAGAAAGUGUGCAACCCCAUCAUCAGCAAGCUGUAUCAGGGAGGAGCGCCUGCAGGCAGCUGCAGAGAGGAGGCAAGAGCCGGCUCCCAGGGGCCCACCAUUGAGGAGGUGGACUAAAGUGGGCCCUGAUGAGGACUCUGAUUUCUUUAACUGAUUAAUAUAUCAAAAUGUAAAUAUUUAAAAAUGGGUUAUUAAUCAGAACUGGGUUUCUGGAUGUAUGUUUACGGUUUCAUUGCUGGAAAGUGUAAUAAAGAUGAUUUAUAAAUACA
Molecule: messenger RNA, 2261 nt
Organism: Notolabrus celidotus (New Zealand spotty)
Lineage: Eukaryota; Metazoa; Chordata; Actinopteri; Labriformes; Labridae
Product: heat shock 70 kDa protein 1
Exons: 2
Coding region: 190-2109 (639 amino acids)
Biological process (GO): protein refolding; cellular response to unfolded protein
Cellular component (GO): vesicle; cytoplasm; blood microparticle
Molecular function (GO): ATP hydrolysis activity; ubiquitin protein ligase binding; ATP-dependent protein folding chaperone
Source: RefSeq, a predicted model, not a curated record